AGAAAAUCACACAACAUAUAUUUUUAAUAAAGUUUAUAGUUGAUACAACUAGCAAGACAAAAUGGCCAUCACAAAGACUUCAGUGGCUCUUUUACUCUUAAUAAUAAUGGCUGCUUCGUUGUCUAAUUUCAGCGUCUUGGCUUCGGAGAUCAAACCUACAGGAAGAGUUGAUAAUCAGUGCAAGCAGAUGUGUUCGGGCGGUUACGGAGAUGGUAAAUGUGCCGCGGACUGUAGGAAGGCUGGUUUCUCAUCCGGACGAUGUCUUACUUCUUCUCCUUUCGGAAAUAAAUGUUGUUGCACUUAGUGAUGAUAGAUAACGAUCUAUAUGAGUUUUCUCUUGUUGUAUUGCCACAAAGGCACAAAUCAUAAUUAAUUGCAAUAAAAUCAAAUAAUUUUA
Arabidopsis arenosa is the source of this 397-nucleotide messenger RNA. NCBI's taxonomy places the organism in Eukaryota, Viridiplantae, Streptophyta, Magnoliopsida, Brassicales, Brassicaceae. The record is from the annotation of a GenBank genome assembly.